AUGCAGAAACCACCAGCUUUGGUUGAUUCUCUGAGCUAUUGGCCCGUGGCCCUGGGCCGGGUGUCUUCCAGGUACCGGGAGAGCGCUCCUCGCACCGACCCCACCUGGCGCUGGAGCAGGAAGCGCCCAACAGCCCUCAACAGCAGGCGCUGGGUCUUUGUGACUGGGGGACCCGAUGGCUUCAGGCAAGGCUGCCCCCAGUCGGGCCCAGGGCUGGGGGAAGGCUUUCUCCCCCGGAUUCAUCACGGAGCGCCCCAGCCCACCCCCAAGAAGAGUCAGAAAGCGCAGCCCAAGGCGGCAGAGGCGUUUCCCAGGCUGGCGCCAGCCCAGAACGUGCAAGAGCAUCUGAGUGGGCAACUGUGGGCGCGCUGUCCCGAGGUGGAAGACCUGCCUGUAGAGCUCUUGUUAAAGGUGCUGCAAGUUCUGGAUCCAGACAGGAAGUUGAAGUCCAUGUGGGCAUCUAGUCAUGACAUCAGCAAAAAAAGGAAGGAGCCCACAAUAUUUUUAAAACAAGAUUCUACACUCGUCUAUCCUGAACACACCAAGGAGACUUCAGCAUCACAUUCACACUCAUGGCUUUAUAAAGAGAAGACAAGUGAAACGGAUUCACAGCGUGAGGAUAGGCCUUGCCUUCCGGAAAGUGUGCGCAAAGAAGUCAGUGACUUUUGCAACUGGGCCAGUACUUUUGGAAGUUUGAGCAUCGAUGAAGAGUUCAUCCUGAAACAGUUUGACGUUGACUAUCGGAACGAAACAAGCUCUGAUGUGCUCCACGUGAUGAAACUCAACCAGGUCCCUCUGAUGCUGAAGAAGAGUGGGAGGCUAACUAAAAUGCAAGAGCCAGGACUUUGCCAGAAACCAGACCAUGAGCAGAAACUGCAGACGCUGCAGAACCCUUGUAAGCCAAAGUGGGUAAAAAUGAGGUAUGGAGCAUGGUAUCUAAACACCAAAUUGUGGAAAAAGCAAAGAGCAGAUGAACCUUUGGUUGAUCCCAAGGUUUUACUGAAAGCUCAAGAUGAGAAUGUUAGAAAGGAACUGCAGGAACAGGAGAAGUUGCUUGGAGACCUUCAUGGAGCAGCGGCCUUUAAGGAGUUCAUUCGAAGCAGGGGCUACAGGAUGCCCAGGUUCCUUGAGAAGAUGGAGAUCAGGAAGGAAAGCAAAAAGUGUCAUGAAACUCCACUAAAGUAA
Molecule: messenger RNA, 1185 nt
Organism: Sorex fumeus (smoky shrew)
Lineage: Eukaryota; Metazoa; Chordata; Mammalia; Eulipotyphla; Soricidae
Gene: FAM47E
Product: family with sequence similarity 47 member E
Exons: 8
Coding region: 1-1185 (394 amino acids)
Source: RefSeq, a predicted model, not a curated record